AUGGAAAGAUCCUCUAAGGAGGACUUCCGGGUCUCCAGACCGAACCUGGAUGGGGAGUCUACGGGAAGGGUGUACUUUCCUUUUGACAUCAUAAGAUGCAGAAUAUGCUUUGAGGUUUUUCAUGCGAAACACCACAAAAGCCAUCCAUGCUUUCUAAAGGAUGUUGACAGGCAAGGCGAUCGGGAGACAGGAAGUAUUCUUGCGGAGGGGAGAAAUGAAAAGCCACGCUCAAAGGGGUCUCUGAAGAGCAUGGAAAGCACGAUAAACGUGGAAGAAGACUUCUUCAGGGAUCCAGGGUAUCUUGCGGAAGCUCUCAACAUAAGCCCAGUCGUCAACAAAAUCUGGAGAUUGUCACGCGUGUCGUUGUCUAGGGAAAAGUCCUUGGUAGGAAUAGAUAGACGAAAGUACAGAGGAAAAUGGAAGGUGCUUGUUCCGCAAACUCAAAAAACAAUGGGUGGUGACCCAUCAUGGACAAGGCGUUGA
Molecule: messenger RNA, 483 nt
Organism: Encephalitozoon cuniculi GB-M1
Lineage: Eukaryota; Fungi; Microsporidia; Unikaryonidae
Exons: 1
Coding region: 1-483 (160 amino acids)
Source: RefSeq, marked provisional